This is a messenger RNA of Funneliformis geosporum, 762 nucleotides long. Lineage: Eukaryota; Fungi; Glomeromycota; Glomeromycetes; Glomerales; Glomeraceae. The record is from the annotation of a GenBank genome assembly.
AUGGCAGAUUAUAAUUGUAUUUCAUUUCAUCUUUUUUUUAUUCUAAUUUUCUAUUCUUUCCUUAGAGUUGAAUCAUUUAUUCCUCUAGGACGUGUAUCCCAUUCCUCUAUUCUUGUAGAAAAUAAACUUUAUUUUUUUGGUGGUGAUAUUGGAUUAGAUAUUAAUAUUGAUUCAAACGAAGUGUUCUAUCUUGAUGUAUCUCAACAAUUUGAUGCGGAGUUUCCGACAUGGACAGACCUUACAAUUAAUUCAGGAAUAGGAUUUAAAAGUGCUUUUGCAGCUAUUGCAUUAAAUAAUGAUAAUCAUAUUUACCUAAUUGGGGGAACGAUGCAAAAUCAAAAUAAUGAAGAUUCUUUUACCUCUCUGGUGCAUAAAUUUAAUCCAAAAUCGGGGCAAUGGGAAGUACCCAUUAUUGCGGGAAAAGAACCAGCAAGACGAAGGUUCAUAAAAGCUGUUGCCGAUAAUUUUGGAAAUAUUUAUGUUUUUGGUGGAUUGGCAGAUAAAUUCGUAGGUUCAAAUGUUGUUCAAUAUUUUAACGAUAUGAUAAUAUUAAAUACCAUUGAUUUAACCUGGUCAUAUGGACCCGUUGCCAAUGCUCCUUUAAAACGAGUCCUCUAUACCGCAACAAUAUUACCAGGUGGUGAAAUUUUAUAUAUUGGAGGUGUUGAAGAUAGUGACAAUGCUUUGAAUGUAGUAGAUAUUAAUCAAAUUUACAUUUUUCAUACUAAAAAUAAUGUAUGGUCAGUAAUGGUAAGCACAUAA